UCUCGCGCACUUGGCUCAUCUCUCAUUCCCUCUCUCGCUUUCUCCGGUUACAGUAGGGCUUCUAUCUGACGCUCUCUCGUGCUCGAUUCUCCGCGGCGCACGCUAAUCCCGGCCGUUCGCUAACUUACGCCCCCGGAGGGUUUGGCAGAGAGUUUCUAGGGUUUGAUUGUAUUGGAUCAUCGAUUUCUAGCGUAAGAUCUGUGAGAAGGGAAUAGCAAUCUGUGAGUCAUUAUUUUCGUGGUGGAGGGGAAAAUUAGGGCUAGGGUUUUGAUGCGUUGGCGGAGAUCCGAAUCCGUUAAACCGGUUACGUUGCGGGUGGGACCGUGCCAUGGCUAAUCCCGGAGUCGGGACCAAGUUUGUGUCAGUGAAUCUGAACAAGUCCUAUGGGCAACCUCCUCAUCAUCACCACUCGUCUAAUUCCAGCUCGUACGGGUCGAAUCGGACCCGUCCCAGUGGUCACGGUGGUGGUGGAGGAGGAGGAAUGGUGGUCCUCACGAGGCCUCGAAGCUCGCAGAAGGCUGGGCCGAAGCUUUCUAUUCCACCCCCCUUGAACUUGCCCUCGUUGCGAAAGGAGCACGAGAGGUUUGAUUCAUUGGGGUCGGGUGGUGGGGCUGCUGGUGGGGUUUCGGGAACUGGGCCAAGGCCAACUUCGUCUGGUAUGGGGUGGACAAAGCCGGGCAUGAUUGCUUUACAAGAGAAAGAGAAAGAGAAAGAAGGGUUCAGUAGUGAUCAUGGGACUGAUGGAAUCGACCAGGGUGUGCUUAGUGUUGAUGGGGUGAGUAGGGGGAGCACUGUGUAUUUGCCCCCUUCGGCUCGGUCGGUCAUUGCGGGACCCCCAGGUUCUUCUUCAGGUCAGCCUCAACCUCCUGUUGUGGCGCAGAAAGCCACGGUUUUGAGGGGCGAGGAUUUUCCUUCUUUGCAGGCUGCUUUGCCUUCCACAUCGGGGCCUACACAGAAGCAGAAGGAUGGAUUGAAUCAGAAACAGAAGCAAGUAGUUGGCGAUGAGUCAUCCAAUGAGCAGAGGGAUGGUUCCCGUUUGGGCUCGCUUGUUGAUAUGCGCCCUCAAGUGCAGUCAUCCCAUCAUGGUGUUGGGAAUGGUUUGAUUGAGAAUGGGGCUGAAAGUAACAGUUCUGGUGGCUCAUGGGUGUCAGAGCGAGCUCGGAGGAAGGAAGAGUAUUUUCCAGGUCCACUGCCGCUUGUUCAGUUGAAUCCCAGAUCAGAUUGGGCUGAUGAUGAGCGUGACACGAGUUUUGGUUUGACAGACCGGGGCAGAGAUCAUGGGUUUCCUAGGAGCGAAGCUUCUUGGGAAAGAGAUUUUGAUUUCCCCAGGGUUAGUGUUUUACCACAAAAGCCGAUUCAUAAUCAUUUUGACAGGUGGGGUCAGCGUGACAAUGAAGCUGGAAAGGUUUCUUCCAGUGAAGUCUGUAAAGCGGACCCUUUCGGCAGAGAUGUCAGAAUGCCUGGUAAAGAUGGGCGGGAAGGAAACUCAUGGCGAGCUGCUGCCUCUCUUCCCAAAGAUGGAUUUAGUGUUCCAAAAGUUGAAAAUGAUAGAAAUGGUGUCAGUGCGAGGCCGUCUACCCUGAAUAGAGAAACAAUUAAGGAGAAUAAGUACACUCCAUCACCAUUCAGAGCUAAUGCUAAUAAUGAUAUUGGAAGAACAGAUAUCGGGUAUAGACAGGGAGGGAGACAGCCAUGGAACAACAGUACAGAUCUGCAUAGCGGCAGAGGGGCUGAAAGGACUACACGGGAACGGUACCACAAUGAACAUUACAACAAAUACAGGGGUGAUGCUUUUCAAAAUAACUCAGCAUCGAAAUCCUCAUAUUCAUUGGGUGGUAAAGGGCUUCCUGUUAAUGAUCCACUACUCAAUUUUGGUAGGGAGAAGCAUUCACUCUCAAAGAGUGAGAAACCUUAUUUGGAGGACCCUUUCAUGAAAGACUUUGGAGCUACUGGUUUUGAUGGACGGGAUCCCUUUUCUGGUGGUCUUGUUGGUGUGGUUAAAAGGAAGAAAGAUGUGCCUAGACAGACUGAUUUUCAUGAUCCUGUAAGGGAAUCUUUCGAGGCUGAACUUGAGAGAGUUCAGAAGAUGCAAGAAGAGGAGAGGCAGCGGAUCAUUGAAGAGCAAGAAAGAGCUUUAGAGCUAGCUCGAAGAGAAGAAGAGGAGAGAGCACGGUUGGCCAGGGAACAGGAAGAAAGGCAGAGAAGGUUGGAAGAGGAAGCCAGGGAGGCAGCAUGGAGAGCAGAACAAGAACAAAUGGAAGCCAUUCAAAAAGCUGAAGAACAGAGGAUAGCUAGAGAUGAGGAGAAGCAAAGGAUGUUUAUGGAGGAAGAGAGGAGGAAACAGGCUGCUAAACAAAAGCUUUUAGAAUUGGAGCAAAGGAUUGCCAAGAGGCAGGCUGAAGGAGCAAAGCCAGGAAGUAAUUCUCUGGCUUCAGCAGAUGAGAAAAUGUCUGGGAUGGUAGAAGAAAGAGAUGCCUCCAGGCUAGCCGACUUGGGUGAUUGGGAAGAUGGUGAAAGAAUGGUGGAGAGGAUUACAACUUCAGCAUCUUCUGAUUCAUCCAGUCUUAAUAGGCCCUUUGAGAUUGGUUCUAGGCCUCACCUUUCGAGUGAUGGUUCUUCUGCCUUUAUGGACAGAGGAAAACCUGUUACUUCAUGGAGAAGAGAUGUGUAUGAGAAUGGGAGCAGCUCAAACUUCCUUAUCCAAGACCAGGAGAAUGGUCACCAUAGUCCCAGGAGAGAGGUAUCUGUGGGUCGAAGAUCUUUUUCUAGAAAAGAGUUCCAUGGAGGAGCUGGAUUUAUGUCUUCUAGGACUUAUCAUAGAGGUGGGAUUCCAGAGCCUCACAUGGAUGAUUUCACUCAUUCAAGAGGGCAGAGGUGGAACCUUUCUGGGGAUGGAGAUCAUUAUGGCAGCAACACGGAGAUUGACUCUGAGUAUCAUGAGAAUUUUGUUGAAAAGUUUGGUGAUGCUGGAUGGGGGCAAGGCCGUCCUCGUGGUAGUCUUUAUCCUCAAGAUUCUGAACGAUCGUAUCCAAAUACAGAGUCAGAUGGGCCUUAUUCCCUUGGGAGGUCACGGUAUUCCAUGAGGCAGCCUCGUGUUCUCCCCCCUCCAUCGUUAACUUCCAUGCACAAGACGACCUACAGGGUUGAGAAUGAACGCCCUGGUCCUUCUACUUUUCUGGAAAAUGAGAUGCAGUACAAUCAUGCAGCACGAAGUGAGCCUAGCAUGCAGACUGGGUAUGAUGAUAGUCAUGAAGAGAAUAUUGGACAACGUGAAAUAAUUGGUAUCCAGCGACAGAAUAUCGAGAAUGAGGAACCAAAGCUAGAUAAUAACGCCACCCCAAGGUGUGACUCGCAGUCUUCACUCUCUGUUUCAAGCCCUCCUAAUUCUCCAACUCAUCUUUCUCAUGAUGAUCUGGAUGAAUCUGGAGAUUCUGCAGUAGUAUCAGCUGCUGGAGGAUCUCAAGAUGCUCCCCUGUCAGAACCUGAAAAUGAACCUGUUGGCUUACCCACCCAAGCUGAGAAAGAGAAUGUGAUGACUACCUCAAGUGCUGUCUCUACAGGUGAUGAUGAAGAAUGGACAUUAGAGAAUGAUGAACAGCUGCAGUUGCAGGAAGAGUAUGACGAGGAUGAAGAUGGAUACCAGGAAGAAGAUGAAGUGCACGAAGGAGACCAGGAGUUCGAAGAUAUGCAUCUAGAGGAGAAAGGGUCACCCCACAUGAUUGAUAAUUUGGUUUUAGGCUUCAAUGAGGGUGUUGCAGUUGGGAUGCCUAAUGAUGACUUUGAAAGAAGUUCGAGGAAUGAAGAAAGUACUUUUGUGAUAUCACAAGGAUCCACAGGCACUGUAGAAGAACGUGGAUCUUUUAAUGGAAUGUGCGGUGAUGGACAAGCCCUUCAACCUGUCAAUGCCACUACUCAGGUGAGCGGUGAUGGUUCUUCCAGAAUGUUUCAGGAAACUGAGAAGGCAAUGCAGGAUUUGGUUAUUCAGCCCAAUAAUGCUCCUCAUACUUCAGCAGCAUCUGAGAUUUUAGAUCAUGUGGAGGCUUCUAGUAGCUCUGGUAUGUCUGCUCAGCAUCCAGUUCCAUCUUCAAUCAACUUGGCCUCACAUUCUUCAUCUGGUCCGACUGUCAUGUCUACUGUACCUGCUGUACCGAGUCAAGCUGAGGUGCCUGUUAAACUUCAGUUUGGGCUGUUUUCUGGUCCUUCUCUGAUACCAUCUCCAGUUCCUGCCAUACAAAUUGGCUCAAUUCAGAUGCCUCUUCAUAUGCAUCCUCAGGUUGGCCCAUCCCUUAGCCACAUGCACCCAUCACAGCCUCCUCUCUUCCAGUUUGGCCAGCUAAGGUAUACAUCUCCUAUUUCUCAGGGAGUACUGCCAUUGGCUCCUCAAGCCAUCUCAUUUGUUCAGCCCAAUGUUCAAGCCAGUUAUUCUUUAAAUCGGAACACAGGAGGUCCUCUGCCACUUCAAACCGGUCAAGACACAUCUGCUCAUAAUCUGAUGAAGAACAAUGCUAUGUCUCUUGCAAUUGAUAACCAACCAGAUGUUGUUUCAACGCCUUUAGACCUAUCUCAAGGGAACAUAUCGAAAGAGGUGAAUUCAUUGCCUGCAAGACAAAAUGUUGGAAAUAGUGUUAUGCAGCAGGGUCAUGCAAGGAUUUCCCAUUUUGGUGAUAACAGUGCUAGGUCUGAAUCGCAUUAUCGGGAUGAAGAUCCGGAGCACCAUAAUGCAGUUGUGAAGAACUACAAUUCCUUGGCCAAUAUGAGAGAAUCAGAAAGGCAGCAUCAAAAUGAAGCAGCAGCGUCUCAGUUGGUUUCAAAGGAAAGAGAUUUGAGUGGGCCAAGGGCUCAACGGCCAAUAUCUGGUGGCAGAGGGAAAAGAUAUGUCUUCACGGCUAAAAAUCCUGGCCCAAAAUCUUCAUAUCAAGCUGCUGAUGCUUCUCGCACAGACUCUAGUGGAUUCCAGAGGAGGCCUCGGCGUAAUAUUCAGCGCACUGAGUUUCGAGUUCGGGAAAGUGCUGAUAAGAGGCAAUCUACUGGUUUGGUCUCAUCUAACCACCUUGGGAUGGAUGAUAAGCCAAACGGCAAUGGAAGGGGUACAGAAAUUUCAGCAAGAAGUGUGCCUAGAAAGGUGGUUGCGUCAAAUAAGCAAUUGCAACAGACAUUAGACUCAGAAUGCUUGAGCUCAAGUCUAUCUACUUCACGGGAGAUGGAUUCUGGAAGCAGGGCUGAAAAGGGAUCUGGAAAGGAAGCCUUGACAAAGAGUCAGAACAUCCUACCUUCUGGAGAGGGAAACCUUAAAAGGAAUAUUUGUUCCGAAGAGGAUGUUGAUGCUUCUUUGCAAAGUGGAAUUGUGCGUGUUUUUGAGCAACCUGGCAUUGAAGCACCUAGCGAUGAAGAUGACUUUAUUGAGGUGAGGUCAAAGAGGCAAAUGCUGAAUGAUCGUCGUGAACAAAGAGAAAAAGAAAGCAAGGCAAAGUCUCGGGUCUCAAAGAUGCCACGUAAGCCUCGUUCUACUUCACAGAACACUAUCAUCCCAGCCAAGUUAAGUAAAAUUCCCGCAUCAGCGAGUGGAGAAGCGUCAAAGAGCCUUCGGCCUGAUCUCAUUUCCUCUGAGGGGCGUCGCUUGGCAAACAUUGAAGCAUCAGCUGGAUUUAACGCUGCCAUAGUGUCACAACCAUUGGCUCCAAUUGGUACUCCUCCUGUGAAAACUGAUUCCCAAGCUGAUAUGAGAUCCCAGGGAAUCAGGUCCCUCCAGACAAGCUCCAUUCCUGUAGUAACCGGUGGUGGAAAGAGCAUUGGACCAGGAGUGAUAUUUGAGAGCAAAAAUAAGGUUGUUGAUAAUGUUCAAACAUCAUCUUUGGGGUCUUGGGGUGAUUCACCAAUUAAUCAACAGGUUAUGGCUCUAACACAAACCCAACUUGAUGAGGCUAUGAAGCCUGAACAAUUUGAUUCUCAUUCUUCUGUUGGAGAUCAAAAUAGCUCAGCUAGCAAGCCCACCAUGCCAUCAUCAUCCAUCUUGACCAAGGAUAAGUCAUUUUCUUCUGGUGCAAGCCCAAUCAAUUCCCUGCUUGCGGGGGAGAAAAUCCAAUUUGGUGCGGUCACCUCUCCAACAAUUCUCCCUCCUAGCAACUGUGCUGUUUCUCUUCGGUAUCGGUCAGACAUCCAAAUAUCCCACAAUCUUCCUGGAGCUGAGAAUGCUUGCAGUCUUUUCUUUGAAAAAGAGAAACGUGCCCCUGAAUCUUGUGAUCACUUAGAGGAUUGUGAAGCUGAAGCUGAAGCUGAGGCAGCUGCUUCUGCUGUUGCUGUUGCAGCCAUCAGUAAUGAUGAGAUUGUCGGGAAUGGGCUGGGUACUUGCCCUGUCUCUUUGUCGGAAACCAAAAGUUUUGGACCAGAUAUUGAUGGAAUAACAGCAGGUGGUGAUCAGCAAUUAGCAAGUCAGUCUAGGGCUGAAGAAUCUCUGAGUGUUGCUCUUCCUGCUGAUCUAUCUGUUGAGACCCCGCCAAUUUCCUUAUGGCCACCCCUGCCGAGCCCACAGAACUCCUCAAGCCAGAUGCUUUCACAUUUUCCCGGAGGGCCACCUUCUCAUUUUCCUUUUUAUGAGAUGAACCACGUUUUGGGGGGUCCCAUCUUUGCAUUUGGACCACAUGAUGAAUCUUCAUCUACUCCCCAAUCGCAGUCCCAGAAGAGUAGUGCAUCCGGCUCAGGGCCACUUGGGGCCUGGCAACAAUGCCAUUCUGGUGUAGAUUCAUUCUAUGGUCCUCCAGCAGGAUUUACUGGCCCUUUCAUCAGUCCUCCUGGAGGCAUCCCAGGGGUUCAAGGCCCUCCACACAUGGUUGUGUAUAACCAUUUUGCACCAGUUGGACAAUUUGGACAAGUUGGCUUGAGUUUCAUGGGUGCCACUUACAUUCCAUCUGGCAAGCAACCUGACUGGAAGCACAAUCCUGCAUCAUCUUCAAUGACUGUGGGUGAGGGGGACAUAAAUAACUUGAAUAUGGUUUCUGCACAGCGCAAUCCGUCGAACAUGCCUGCUCCGCUCCAGCAUCUUGCCCCUGGGUCACCUCUUCUGCCGAUGCCUUCUCCUUUGGCCAUGUUUGAUGUUUCUCCUUUCCAGUCUUCUCCAGACUUGUCAGUCCAACCUCGUUGGCAGCGUGUUCCUGCUUCACCUCUUCAAUCUGUUCCUCUGUCAAUUCCAUUGCAAAAACCGGUGGAAGGUGUACAUACUUCUCCAUUUAGCCAUGGGCCUCCAGUGAACCAGUCAUUGACUGCCAACAGGUUUGUUGACUCCCGAUCUUCAACACCCUCUGACAGCAACCGGAAUUUUCCUGUGGCAACUGAUGCAACUGUCACCCAAUUGCCGGAUGAACUAGGGUUGGUAGACCCAUCAAGCUCCACUAGCACUGGGGCUCCAGCACAGGCUGUGGUCACUAAUAGCUCAUCUGUAAACGCCAUCACAGAUGGUGGCAAGACUGAUGUUCAGACUGGCGGUAGCAGAAACAGCAGUGGCCAAAACACAAGUUCCACUUUUAAAACUCCGUCGUCGGCUCAGCACAAGAAUAUGUCUGCACAGCAGUACAGUCAUUCCUCAGGGUAUAAUUAUCAAAGAGGAGGUGGGGUUUCUCAGAAGAAUUCGGGGGCUGAAUGGUCCCAUCGCAGAAUGGGGUUCCAAGGAAGGAACCAGUCUUUGGGUGCAGAAAAAAGCUUUCCCUCAUCAAAGAUGAAGCAAAUUUAUGUGGCUAAACAGACUAAUAGUGGGACCUCAACAGCGUCAUGAAGUUGGAUUUGAGGAGAAAGGCAUCAGAUUGAAGCAUUUCUCAAAAUAAAAAUUUUGCUUACUUAUUGCAGCAUCUAUUCUAUUGUAUUGGUAGGAUCCAAUUAGUGUUGAGAUGUGCUUUUUGUUGACUAGAAUCUAUAGAUGUUUAUGACGGUUUUCCCAAAGAAGGUUGCACAACUGGGUGGUAAAUACCAAAUUUUUAGUCUUCUAGGUUGUUCAGUAAGGAGGGGGAGGGAUGGGUGUAGUGUGAUAUUUGUUGAUAGGCACUUCUAUCUAUUGUUGUUAACCGGUGCCUAACAGUCAUUCGUGGUCUAUCAUUUGUAUUUUGGCUGCAAACCACAUUGUUAAUCUCCUGGGAUGGAUGUAUUAAAUUUUUUAAUGAUCCAGGUCAUAUUUUUUGCUUGUUA
This is a messenger RNA of Corylus avellana, 8172 nucleotides long. RefSeq lists its product as uncharacterized. Lineage: Eukaryota; Viridiplantae; Streptophyta; Magnoliopsida; Fagales; Betulaceae. The record is from RefSeq and is a predicted model, not a curated record.